Solanum lycopersicum (tomato) is the source of this 1290-nucleotide messenger RNA. RefSeq names its product zinc finger protein CONSTANS-LIKE 16. The record is from RefSeq and is a predicted model, not a curated record. Gene Ontology annotation, cellular component: nucleus. NCBI's taxonomy places the organism in Eukaryota, Viridiplantae, Streptophyta, Magnoliopsida, Solanales, Solanaceae. Gene Ontology annotation, biological process: regulation of DNA-templated transcription. Gene Ontology annotation, molecular function: protein binding.
AAAUAUUCACAAGUCUUCCCUACAAACAUUACACUUUUUGAGUACUAUUCUUUAAAAAAAAAAAAAAAACACUAAUAGAGUGAAUUGAUUAUAAUUGUUGUUAUUAUGCAUAUGUCCGAUGCCGGAUGCCGGUCAAAGAAUGGUAAAUCGAAAAGCCGAAACAAGGUGAAGCGCAGAAAACCAAAGUUCCUGAGCCUAAGUGUGGAGCUAUCAGAGAAAAAACCCCAGAAGUCAGAUGAUAGGAUGGUUUCAUCAUCCAACGGUAGCACACAUGAUCAUCAACAGCUCAAUCUGUUCCCACUGCACCCAGAAAAUUUAUUAGAUGAUAAAGACAGUACUAGUACUGCCCAAGAUGACAACGUAGCUCUCUUCUUUGCUGGCGCUGAAAACAGCGCCACUACACUCAACGAAGUUCUUGUUUCUUCAAAGGAUGAAAUUGACAGCAACAUAAGUACUAGCGUUCCCAAUUACAUGGCAGUUUCGUCAUCGGAGGCCAGCCUCACAUUUGCCGACACUUACAGGGGACAAGAAGGUGAGCUUGUACGGACGGCUCUGAGGAACAAAGAGAGGGAAAACAGGGAAGAAGAGAAAUGGGUUGUUUACUCAGACGUUGUUGAUUUGGAUCAACAUAGUGAGAGUACGAGGAAGGAUGAAGAAGUAAGUAGUUGUCCGUGGAACAAACGGCAACAACAAUUGUCACUAAAGCUUGAUUAUGACGAAAUAUUGAAUGCUUGGUCCGAUAAAGGUCCACUUUACCUUCAGUCCCAGUCCCCCCAGAUUGUUCCAGACAUCCAUGACGAUUUCCUCGCCUUCGACAUGCCUUUUUCGAUAAAUGGGCAACUGAUGAGUAGCAGUUCAGUUGUGCAUAGAGUGCCAGAAGUAAUUGGAAAUGAACAAAGAGAAGUAGAGGAUGAGGAGAUGAAGGCGGGACGAAGAGAGGCGAGUGUAAUGAGGUACAAAGAGAAGAGACAGAACAGACUCUUUUCUAAAACUAUCCGAUAUCAAGUUCGCAAGCUCAACGCUGAAAAACGCCCUCGCGUUAAGGGGAGAUUUGUUAAGAGGGAUUGAAGUGCCUCAGUUGGAGAAGUAAACCAGUAUGUGUAUUGUAGUCUUGAUAUAUAAACUGUUACAAAGGAGAAGGAGCUCUUGUCAGUCAAUGAAAUAUAUAUGUAAGAGUUCAAUUUGUUUCAGAUAAAAUAUUGUUAGCUUUCAAAUAGCAAAAAGUCCUUGAUUGUUUUGUCAUUUAACACUGAAAUUAAUGGAUGCAGGGCCUCCUUUUAUUGCACUUUA